Molecule: messenger RNA, 836 nt
Organism: Xiphias gladius (swordfish)
Lineage: Eukaryota; Metazoa; Chordata; Actinopteri; Istiophoriformes; Xiphiidae
Product: NHP2-like protein 1
Exons: 3
Coding region: 231-617 (128 amino acids)
Biological process (GO): maturation of SSU-rRNA; ribosome biogenesis; mRNA splicing, via spliceosome
Cellular component (GO): nucleolus; box C/D methylation guide snoRNP complex; small-subunit processome
Molecular function (GO): RNA binding
Source: RefSeq, a predicted model, not a curated record
GUUUUCAGCUGCUGUUCCCAGUGCGCAUGAGCGUCACCUUACACGUGCGGUAAACGUUUGGACGCGCUGCAUGUAACGCAGCACUGAGAGUUCGUAGUGCUACAAAAUAUUACUUAAAAAAAACAAAAACAUAUCUUGUGUCUCGUUUGCCUUUCACACCUAGGUGAAAGAAAUAAUCCUCCGUGAAGCAUUUCGCCGAGAGGGCCGGAAUACCAGAAAAACAACUCAUAAUGUCUGAACCCCAAGUGAACCCAAAGGCCUACCCGCUGGCCGACGCCACGCUGACCAAAACCAUCCUGGACCUGGUGCAGCAAGCCUCUAACUACAAGCAGCUAAGGAAGGGGGCCAACGAAGCCACUAAAACCCUGAACAGAGGCAUCGCUGAGUUCAUUGUGAUGGCUGCUGAUGCUGAACCACUGGAGAUCAUCCUCCACCUGCCACUGCUCUGCGAGGACAAGAACGUCCCGUACGUGUUUGUCCGCUCAAAGCAGGCCCUGGGCCGGGCCUGUGGGGUGUCGCGCCCCGUCAUUGCUACCUCGGUCACCAUAAAGGAGGGGUCUCAGCUCAAACCGCAGAUUCAGUCUGUUCAAAUGGCUAUUGAGAGACUGCUCGUGUGAGUUUUGUUGCACUGUUGUGACAGUACCCUGAUGGAAGGGGAAGAUGAAUUCCUGUUUGAAAAUACUCCUGUUUUCUGUUUGAUUUAAAAAAAAAAAAAACUGUUGUUAUGCAUGGAAAGGAAAUAUAGCUGUUGUUUUAUUUUUUUGGACAUUGCGUCCACAUCAGUGUAUCAGUUCGCAACGGCAUCACCUGAUUCAUAAUAAAAUCAUUUUUUAUUU